Phycodurus eques (leafy seadragon) is the source of this 1089-nucleotide messenger RNA. It is a transcript of the gene ift43, whose product is annotated as intraflagellar transport protein 43 homolog A. Bases 198 to 842 code for a protein of 214 amino acids. Gene Ontology annotation, biological process: intraciliary retrograde transport. The record is from RefSeq and is a predicted model, not a curated record. NCBI's taxonomy places the organism in Eukaryota, Metazoa, Chordata, Actinopteri, Syngnathiformes, Syngnathidae. Gene Ontology annotation, cellular component: intraciliary transport particle A; cilium. The transcript has 9 exons.
UAGUUCAACAGUACGGAAUAAACGCAAAGACUACACAAUAAUUGCUAAUUUGGUUUUAAUUUGUUCAACACCUAUCAGCCAUGCGCUUUCCUCCAACCGUUACCAUGGUGACCGUUGCCCGGUUGUGAAGCUUGUUGAUAUCCAAGCGAAUGAAGGCGAUGGCGGCCUUGAACUAAACCAAACCACCAUCGACAUGGAUGACGGCGGGCAACUGGGUGACAGUGGGACAGUUAAAAACGUGGCAAAAUCUGGCCGAAGAGCCCGCCUCGCAGCAGACCAGUCACUUGGAGAUGCACGCAGCUCCAGAAAGUCCUCCACGUCCGCUUCUGCCGGAGAAGUAUGGCCCCCCUCCUAAACCACCCAGGAGGCAGGGCGGCUGGGCAGAAGAAAGCUCCGGAUCUGGCAAAUCUUCAAGAAGAGCUGCUGCCGACGACCUGGAAGACCGCCGGCUGCGACCACAAACUCCCCAAGGAUCAGAUGAUGAUGGAGAUAUUCCAGUCAUUCCUGAUUUGGAGGAAGUGCAGGAAGAAGAUCUCAACAUGCAAGUAGCAACUCCACCGAGCGUUCAAGUCAUUCGGGUAAUGACCUACAGAGACCUGGACAAUGACCUGAAAUAUCACUCUGCAUUCCAGACUCUUGAUGGAGAGAUCGACUUGAAGCUCCUCACAAAGGUUUUAGCACCAGACCAGGAGGUGAAGGAGAUGUGCUCUGGGACUGGGAUCAUCUGUUUACAGAGGUGUCCUCAGAGCUGCUCAUGGAAUGGGAUCAAGGAGAGAGUGACGAGCAGGCUUCAUAACAUGCAACUUGAACACAAAGUCCGGACUGAACGGCUCCAGUGGUAACUGAGAAGCCAGCGACUUGAAUCAGAAUCAGAAUCAUCUUUAUUUGCCAAGUAUGUCCAAAAAACACACAAGGAAUUUGUCUCUGGUAGUUGGAGCCACUCUAGUACAACAUUUAUACGACAACAGGGUACAGUUGUAAUCAUAUUCACUUAUAGUGUGAUAUCUAGAAUUUAUAUUUCUUCACUUGAUGUGUGUGUGUAUUGUACGGUUUGUCUUGCAUUUCCUAAAUACAGUUCUGCUAAAUGAA